GAGCUUUGUCGUUGUGGGCGACCAGAGCAGGUCAAAGCUACUCCAGCGUCAAAGCGCGUCUUCCAAUCUCAGUUUCGUAUAAAGAACCCACGAAUUACACGAAUAUCUCUCCAUUCCCAAUCUCAACACGUCAGUCAAGCCCCAAGCUCCCGUAACUCCUACGCAGCACAUUUAAACUUUUUUUUACCUCAUUUACUCCCCAUUUCACAACUCUCAUAAACCCGCCCUCGAGUCUACACAUCUAUCUCACAUCCGUCCAUCUUCUCUGUUACACAUAGUCUCAAAACUCCUUGUUUCGUCUCAAAAAUGAUGCAACCACCCGCCCAACUCCCCCAGGACGAAUCGAUCAUGGAGGAUGGCACAGACGGACAAGCCACCCAGUCUACUCAAGCCGCCUCCCAGCCCACCAACAGCAAUGAUAUCAACGCUCACCUUUGGGGAUUCCUCCAACCUUGCAGCAGCUCCCUCAGGCGCAUCGACUUCUGGAAGCUUUCGCCCACUGUCACCCUCGGGCGCGGCCCCGAUAACGAUGUCGUGUUCCCAGGAGCCAAAGUCAGCAACAAGCAUUGCAGGCUCAUGUGGGAUGGUAAAGAGGAUAAACAGUCCUCUGUCACGAUCCUUGACACCUCCAGCAAUGGUACAUAUAUUAACGGAGUCAAGAUCGGUAGGGAGAAGACCGGAAUUCUCAAAGAAGGAAAUGAAAUCGCUUUUGGUUCUCCUCAACCCCAGACCGACCCUCUGGAAGACUAUCGCUUUAUUUAUAGGCAUACCGCCGCUGGUCCUCCUGCUGGUGGUCUUCAUGCCUUUUAUGACAUUGGCCAUGAGCUCGGCAAAGGCUCUUUCGCCACAGUCAUGAAGGCUGUGUCGCGUUCCACUGGCCAAUGGUACGCAAUCAAGAUGAUCCAAGAGAACAAGAUCAGGCGUGCCACAGCUGGAGAUCCCAAUGCGAGCAACGUCCAGCGAGCAUCUGCUUUCGCUAGGGAAAUCAGUAUCCUAGAAAAACUUAACCACCAGAACAUUUGCCAGCUGAAAGAAGUGUUCUUCGAAGACGCCAACAUCAAUCUCGUGUUGGAAUUUGUUGAUGGAGGCGAUCUUCUUGAUUAUAUUCUUAAAAAUAAUGGACUUAACGAGCCGAUGUCCCGUCACAUUACUUAUCAGAUCGCUGAUGCCCUUGCAUACAUUCAUAGCAAGGGUAUUGCCCAUCGCGACCUCAAGCCCGAGAAUGUCCUCCUGACCUCUCAUGACCCUCCCAUCGUCAAGGUGGCAGACUUCGGUCUCGCCAAGGUCGUCGACAGUUUGACCUUCCUAAAGACCAUGUGUGGUACACCUAGUUAUCUUGCGCCCGAGGUGGUCACGCAACAGAACCAAGAGGGUUACGAUCAUCUUGUUGACAGCUGGAGUGUCGGUGUCAUCGUCUUUUCAAUGUUGACAACCUCUAGCCCAUUCCUCGAAGAUGAGAGGCAACAAGACAUCAAAAUCCGAAUUGCAGAGCGUACCAUCGAUUGGAACACACUGAACCAAUGUGGAAUAAGCGCACAAGCGCAAGAUUUCAUCAGGUGUCUCCUAGACUACAACCCGCGCACACGCAUGUCGCUCUCCGACGCUCGCAAACAUCCCUGGUUGAAAGACGUGCAUCAUGCGUUGCCUGUCGAUCAGGCUCGAGACAUCCAGCAAAUGCCUUCGGUUUGCUCUCUCCCUGGCGACGAGUCCUCGAUCCUGUCGUCCGUCCCAGACGAUUUCGAAGAUGAAGUCAUGGCGCAAGACAAACCUGUCUCACUCGUCCAAGCCGUCGUCAACCAGAACUUUGAGCAUCUCCAGCUCAGCCAGGAAGGCGGGCGUGGGAGGCUGCAGCGACGCAGCCACGUCAUGUCCCAAGCAGCUGAGAACGAGAAUGGCAACGGCAACGGCAGUGGACCCGUCAUCGCAGAGCCUUCGUGGCAGAUGAUUGCCUCCCAGGAGGCGGCGGACCAGAACGGGGCUGGCCCGAGCACGGUGGCGGGUAACAAGCGAAAGCAUAUGACCAACUCUGACGCCCUCACUCCCGACGGUGAAGUGCGCUCUUCGCCUUUGAACGAUGGGUCGAACACGGCUCGCAAGAAGGGGAAGAACAGCUCUGACUCUGAUUCGUCACCCAAGACUCGCGGGGCAGCCAAGGCUAAUCGUGGACGAGGAGUUGCUGCUCCUGCUCCUGCUGGUGCCACACGUGGACGCGCACGCUUGCGGGAUGCUGCGGCUGGGAUGAAAGUGCAAGAAGAACAUUACAGCGAUGAAGAAGAAGCAGCCCCCGCGCAGAAACCCAGGAGGUCGACUCGCAACAAUUCCCCGCAAAAGGCCGCGCGAAAGUGAAGUGGGAUGAAUGAUGUAUCUAUAGGACCCUCCCCCUCAUCGGUGGAAACUUCUUCAUGAAGUGAUUUCUUGUUUCAUAUUUUUUCAUGAUAUUCUUUUUUGGCUUACACUUGUACUCGGUUAUUGUCGCACGACACACGGUCCUUACCCUGUUUCCAUUCCCAUACACCACCUCUCAAACUCGCCACGCUCCUUAAUGAACUUGAAUGAUGUUUCUUUAUUACCUCUAUAUCACAUUGCAUAAUAAUUUUCUUGGAUAACGUCACACAACCCCUGUUCUCUUAUAACACGCAUGCAAUACAAUAUGCUUUUCAU
Serpula lacrymans var. lacrymans S7.9 is the source of this 2661-nucleotide messenger RNA. RefSeq lists its product as uncharacterized. The coding region runs from base 307 to 2346 and encodes 679 amino acids. Gene Ontology annotation, biological process: protein phosphorylation. The transcript has 11 exons. Gene Ontology annotation, molecular function: protein binding; protein kinase activity; ATP binding. Lineage: Eukaryota; Fungi; Basidiomycota; Agaricomycetes; Boletales; Serpulaceae. The record is from RefSeq and is a predicted model, not a curated record.